Messenger RNA from Quercus lobata, 1641 nucleotides. RefSeq names its product vinorine synthase-like. The record is from RefSeq and is a predicted model, not a curated record. The transcript has a single exon. The coding region runs from base 86 to 1414 and encodes 442 amino acids. NCBI's taxonomy places the organism in Eukaryota, Viridiplantae, Streptophyta, Magnoliopsida, Fagales, Fagaceae.
CCUUCCAUCUAUAAAAACAAAGAAAGGCCUGCAUAAUUCAUAGUCAUUCUAGCUGUAAAAUCAGCAAAAUCAAAAGCAAUCAAACAUGACUCAGAUGAAGACUCAGAUUGUUUCCAGAACUUGCAUCAAACCCUCUUCACCUACUCCUCACAACCUCAAAACCUUCAAACUCUCUCUUCUUGACCAGCUCUCUCCGGCCAUCCAUGGCAACAUGACCUUCUUCUUCCCCGCAGAUGUCGCCGCCACCACCGACCCUGAUAUUGAAUUCUCACGCAAAUCCCGACUCCUCCAGGAAUCCGUAUCCGAUACCCUCACCCGCUUCUACCCCCUCGCCGGCCGCCUCCUUGACGCCUCCACCAUUGACUGCAACGACUCUGGUGGGUUCUUCAUCGAAGCCCAAUGUGAUAGCCCGCUUUCUGACUUCCUUAGCAAACCAAACUUUGAGACACUUGAUCAAUUCCUUCCCACCACUGACCCUCAAACCAUGGAAUUGUCCAAGGGUUCCAUGUGGCUUAUCAAGUUCACCAAGUUCAACUGCGGUGGCACCACAAUUAGUGUUUCCCUUACACACAAGAUCGCCGAUAUCGCUGCGCUACUAACGCUGUUAAAGAGCUGGACCGAGGCAUGUCGAGGUUUGAGGGAACCUACUCUCCCCGAUUUCACCGGAUCUUCUCUCUUGCCGCCUAGAGAGAUUCCGGGCAUGUCAGGAUCUCUGAAUAUUGCCGGCGAUAAGUUCAUAGCAAGGAGGUUCGUGGUCAGUGCCUCUAAAAUUGCGGAGCUUAAAGAAAAAGUUAUAAGCAUGACUGGACGAGAGCAGUACUAUCCUUCACGUGUGGAACUAAUACUAGCAAAACUCUGGAAAUGUGCAGCAGCGGUUGUCAAAUCAAAAACCGGGUCUUUCAAGCCCACCGCGUUGUUUCAAGCAGUGAACCUCCGAGGUAGAAUGGACCCACCUCUGCCUGACACGGUGUUCGGGAACUUUGUGUGGCCGUUUGCAGUGUUUGUUGAAGAAGAGAGCGACCUGGAACUACACAAGCUAGUGCAAAGCAUGAGGGAGACAAAGAAUGACUUCCUCAACAACAAGGCAAACAAGUUCAGAGGGGAGGGAGGUUUCUCAGCUCUAAUGGAAGCUCUCAAAGAGAGGGCAGAGAUCUUCAGGAAUAGGAAGGAAUUGGUGGUAUACAAAUGCUCAAGUUGGUGCAAAUUUCCAUUGUAUGAAACCGAUUUCGGCUGGGGCAAGCCGGCAUGGAUGACAAGCAUAAACAAGCUUGUGAGUAAUACCAUUUCUUUGCAGGACACGACUGACGGUGCAGUCGAAGUUCUUAUGACCUUGGAUGAGGAAGAGAUGUCCAUAUUUGAACGCCAUGAGGAGCUCCUGGAAUUUGCUUCAGUCAACCCCAGCAUUGAUGUUUGAUUUCGUUCAUUACUGCUUAAAUUUAAUGGUUUCAGGGUUUUCUAUGUGUUCAUGAAAUUUGUAAUUGUCCUAGUAUAUUACAUGUCUUGGCUUUCGUUCAUGAAUAGGUGAUUAUUUUUAUUUAUUUUUCUGGAGAAAAUAAUUAUGAAAUGUAAACUACAAAUUUAGGUUGGUGGGGUUGUAAGAGUGCUGUAAUUUUAUAAUGGGUAGGAUUGUUUCGGGGCAAU